Molecule: messenger RNA, 1236 nt
Organism: Drosophila takahashii
Lineage: Eukaryota; Metazoa; Arthropoda; Insecta; Diptera; Drosophilidae
Product: trichohyalin-like
Source: RefSeq, a predicted model, not a curated record
AUGCCGCGCGUAUCUUCUUUAUCUCAAGAGCAGCGCCGCCAAGCUGCAGUUAGACGAAGCCGAUCCCAAUAUGCUCAAAAUGCGUCUGAAAUAAGGACCCGCAAUGCGCAGCACAUUGCCUUGGCCCGCGCAAGUAAUUUAGAGGUAGCAGAAGUAGCUCGCUCGCAAAAUUCCGCUGCUCGCUCUCAAAGAAGGAGAAGUGAAAGGAUUCGAGCCAGCGAACGAUUGAGGAAUACUGCCAAUCGCGCUACCUGGAGAUCGAUCGAGGAAAAUCGAGGACCGGAACGCGCACGGGACGCUGCAGCCCACUCCAGCGCCAGGUCGAAUUCGGAAGAUCGACGACGACAUCAGGUGCAAAAUACUGCUGACCAUGCUACCUGGAGAUCGAUCGAGGCGAAUCGGGGUCCCGAACGCGUUCGGGAUGCUGCUGCUCGCGCAAUAGUUGGGUCGGAUUCCGAGGAGCGACGACGAGAGCAGUCGCGAAAUACUGCUGACCAUGCUACCUGUAGAUCGACAGAGGAAAAUCGAGGAACCGAGCGCGCACGGGACGCUGCAGCCCACGCCAGGGUCAGGUCGAAUUCGGAAGAGCGACGACGACAGCAAGUGCAGAAUACUGCAGCGCACGCAAUCACCAGGUCGGAUUCCGAGGAGCGACGACGACAGCAGGUGCAAAAUACUGCUGACCAUGCUACCUGGAGAUCGAUCGACGAGAAUCGAGGUCCCGAACGCGUUCGGGACGCUGCAGCUCACAGGAUCACAAGGAACAACCCCAUCGCUAGGACACAGCAGCAAAGGACCAACACAGUGCAUCAUCGGGAAACUCGUCUUCAGAGGAGACUUCGGGAGCAGCAAAUUCAGGAAAUGGCUGAGGAGCGACUAUUGACUUAUAGGUCCAAUUCACAAAAUCGACAGGCGGAAUCUUCAAGGCAGUCACAGCGCAAUAUUGCUGCAACAGCACAACUUUCGGAGGAUGAACGAGAGGAUCAACGGAAACGCCAGCGACGGAGGAGUCGAGCUACUGCGAGGGAACAAUAUCUACGUAACAUUAAGGACGGACCAACAAAGUUUUAUACGUGCUGUGGAGGAACGUGGCUUCCAUCUCAGCUGUGCGAUACUUGGUUAGCACUGAGCUCUACAGGAAGCACAACAUAUCCUUUGACGGUGAUUGGCUCAAUCAAAUGGGUGCUGAAGAAGAGAUACCUUUCAUCGCAGAUGAAUCUGACCGAGAAGUUGUAG